AUGUCGUCGCCUUUUUGCCUAACGCGUUCAUUAGCGGAAAAUCUACCUCAAAGUGUCUGCGCUGUUGUGGAAAAACGCCAGCGAAGCGAUUCUACCAAGGCGGCAUCGGCCUAUGGAGAACAGAUGGGUAGCCCGGCCCCCUCCUCUACGGUAGCUCCUACCUCUACGAUGCAAUGCGAAUGCGAUGCGAUACGAUACUUCCCCUCAAUGAUCCUUGCAAAAAACCUAAUACCAAUAUGCUCACAGUUUUUCAUUGCACUUGUGCUGUUUGCCAUUGCGGCUAUACGGGCAACUCCUUUCAACGGGCACGAGCAUUAUAGCGGUCGUGGCGCCUCGAGUCAUGCUUCGGUGCAUUUGACAUCUCAUGACGAUCAUCAUGAGGGGGCCCACCACGGUCAUGGAAACGGACACGAUGGCCCCCAUGACUCGCAUUCCGAAUAUGACUUUAAAUAUGGCGUCAAGGAUCACAAGACGGGAGACGUGAAGGAGGCCAGUGAAUCACGUCACGGCCAUAAGGUUACCGGACACUAUGAGUUGAUAGAUGCCGACGGACACAAGCGCACUGUCCACUACACCGCAGACAAGCACAAUGGCUUCCAGGCCACUGUCCAUCGCGAGAAGCUGUAUGAUCAUCAUCAGGUGGCUGUCGAGCAGCACGGACAUGGACACGGCCAUGGAAGCGGCUAUGAGGGUGGACACGUAGAGUUCGAGGAUUAUUCCGCACAGUCCGGACAUGGUCAUGAGGACUACAGCCAUGGUCUUGGUCAUGGUGGUCAUGGCAGCGUCUCUCAUACCAGUGGCUACUCUCUAAAGCAGGAGCACGGAUCUGGACAUGGACACGGAAUCUGACACUCUUCAGAACACGAGCAUGGACACGAUAUCAUUGUUAA
Molecule: messenger RNA, 890 nt
Organism: Drosophila subobscura
Lineage: Eukaryota; Metazoa; Arthropoda; Insecta; Diptera; Drosophilidae
Gene: Cpr35B
Product: histidine-rich glycoprotein
Exons: 2
Coding region: 1-849 (282 amino acids)
Cellular component (GO): extracellular matrix
Source: RefSeq, a predicted model, not a curated record